Molecule: messenger RNA, 7357 nt
Organism: Prinia subflava (tawny-flanked prinia)
Lineage: Eukaryota; Metazoa; Chordata; Aves; Passeriformes; Cisticolidae
Gene: SDK2
Product: sidekick cell adhesion molecule 2
Exons: 45
Coding region: 631-7158 (2175 amino acids)
Biological process (GO): cell-cell adhesion
Molecular function (GO): protein binding
Source: RefSeq, a predicted model, not a curated record
CCGCUCACUCCGCCGCCGCACAGCGCAGGAGGAGCAGCAGCGGCCGGAGCGCCGAGAGGGGUCGGCGCGGCGCCGCCAGCCCGCCCGCCGUGCAGGGCCGGCGGCUCCGAGCGGGACCCCGCGCCGCCGCCCGCCGCUGCCGCACUUUCCCCCUUUCCCCGCUGGGGACGAACCCGGUCUCUGUCGCCCGGAGCCGCCUGGGAGGGGAUGUCCCUAGGCAAGAGCUGAGCGCCGGGGAGGGGCCGCCCCCCGCCCCCAAACUUUUCGCUCGGCCCAGGAGCGGCGGGGACCCGGCCCCCAUGGAACCCGGGCGGGCAGGAGGGGCCGGGGGCGCGGCGCCCUGCGCUUCCCGUCCCCUUCCCUGACGCGGGGCGCAGCGCUCGGGGAGGGGCUCGGCUGCCGGCUCCGCUCCGGAUUUGGUGGUCCCGUCUCCGCACGUCCCUGGGGAAGCUGCCGAUGGUGGGGAGCUGCCUGCGGACCGUCUCCAGCCCCACGAGGAGCCCUUCACCCCGGCGCCUUCGCCUCCCCUUGAGCAGCGCUGCUGCGGGGAUCCCUGCGCCGGAGCCGCCCGGAUUAUAAAGUCGGGGAAGUUCUCCCCCCGCAACCCCCCCAGCUUGUCUCGGCAGAGCCAUGGCCCGGCUCCGGAGCUGGGGGCUGCUCUGCUUCGCCGUGCUCGCCCUGCCCGGCCCCCCGGGAGCCGGCGCCCAAGACGAUGUCUCCCCGUACUUCAAGACGGAGCCGGUGCGGAGCCAGGUGCACCUGGAGGGGAACAGGCUGGUGCUCACCUGCAUGGCCGAGGGCAGCUGGCCCCUGGAGUUCAAGUGGCUGCACAACAGCCGGGAGCUCACCAAGUUCUCCCUGGAGUACCGGUACAUGAUCACCUCGCUGGACCGCACCCACGCCGGCUUCUACCGCUGCAUCGUCCGCAACCGCAUGGGAGCCCUGCUGCAGCGCCAGACUGAGGUGCAGGUGGCCUACAUGGGGAGCUUCGAGGACAGCGAGGCGCAGCAGAGCGUGUCCCACGGGGAGGCGGCCGUCAUCCGCGCGCCGCGCAUCGCCAGCUUCCCGCAGCCCCAGGUCACCUGGUUCCGCGACGGGAGGAAGAUCUCCCCCAGCAGCCGCAUAGCCAUCACGCUGGAGAACACCCUGGUCAUCCUGUCCACGGUGGCCCCGGACGCGGGGCGUUACUACGUGCAGGCGGUGAAUGACAAGAAUGGUGACAACAAGACCAGCCAGCCCAUCACCCUGACCGUGGCCAACGUGGGUGGCCCGGCUGAUCCCAUCGCACCCACCAUCAUUGUCCCACCCAGGAACACCAGCGUGGUGGCCGGGACCUCGGAGGUGACCAUGGAGUGUGUGGCCAAUGCCAGGCCGCUGAUCAAGCUGCACAUCAUCUGGAAGAAGGACGGGACGCCCGUGUCCAGCGGGAUCAGCGACUACAGCCGCCGGCUGACCAUCCUGCACCCCACUCUGAGCGACAGCGGCUUCUACGAGUGCGAGGCUGUGCUGCGCAGCAGCAGCGUCCCCGCCGUGACUGCCGGCGCCUACCUGUCUGUGCUGGAGCCCCCACAGUUCGUCAGGGAGCCGGAGAGGCACAUCACGGCCGAGAUGGAGAAGGUGGUGGCCAUCCCCUGCCAAGCCAAGGGUGUCCCCCCUCCCGAGAUGGCCUGGUACAAGGAUGCUGCCCUCCUGCACCUGGAGAAGCUGUCCCGCUUCCAGCUGCUGGAGGACGGCAGCCUGCAGAUCAGCGCGCUGGCCCCCGAUGACACCGGAAUGUUCCAGUGCUUCGCCCGCAACGCGGCCGGCGAGGUGCAGACCACCACGUACCUGGCCGUGACCAGCAUCGCCCCCAACAUCACGCGGGGUCCCCAGGACAGCACGGUGAUCGAUGGCAUGUCCGUCAUCCUCAACUGCGAGACCUCAGGGGCGCCGCGCCCGGCCAUCACCUGGCAGAAAGGGGAGCGGGUCCUGGCCAGCGGCUCGGUGCAGCUGCCGCGCUUCACCCUGCUGGAGUCGGGCAGUCUCCUGGUGAGCCCCGCGCACCUGCCCGACGCCGGCACCUACACCUGCCUGGCCACCAACUCCCGCGGCGUGGACGAGGCCUCCGCAGACCUGGUGGUGUGGGCAAGGACACGGAUCACGGACCCCCCACAGGACCAGAGCGUCAUCAAGGGCACCAAGGCUGUCAUGAGCUGCGGGGUCACCCAUGACCCCAGCGUGGACGUCAGGUACGUCUGGGAGAAGGACGGGGCACCGCUGGGCCCCGAGAGCGGCCCCCGCGUGCGCCUGGACGAGGUGGGCACCCUGCACAUCUCCCAGACCUGGUCUGGUGACAUCGGCACCUACACCUGCAAGGUGAUCUCGGCUGGGGGCAACGACUCUCGCAGCGCCCACCUCCGUGUCCGGCAGCUCCCCCACGCCCCCGAGAGCCCCGUGGCCGCCCUGAGCCCGCAGGAGAAACGGGCCAUCAACCUCACCUGGGCCAAGCCCUUCGACGGCAACAGCCCCCUGCUCCGCUACGUCGUGGAGGUCUCCGAGAACAACGCGCCCUGGACUGUGCUGCUGGCCAGCGUGGACCCUGAGGUGACAUCGGUGACAGUGCGGGGCUUGGUCCCCGCUCGCUCCUACCAGUUCCGCCUGUGUGCUGUGAAUGACGUGGGCAGGGGACAGUUCAGCAAGGACACGGAGAGGGUGUCUCUGCCCGAGGAGCCGCCCUCUGCACCCCCCCAGAACGUCAUCGCCAGCGGCCGCACCAACCAGUCCAUCAUGAUCCAGUGGCAGCCGCCCCCUGAGAGCCACCAGAACGGGGUCCUCAAGGGCUACAUCAUCCGGUACUGCCUGGCCGGGCUGCCCGUGGGCUACCAGUUCAAGAACAUCACCAACGCCGAGGUCAACAACCUCCUCCUGGAGGACCUCAUCAUCUGGACCAACUACGAGAUCGAGGUGGCCGCCUACAACAGCGCCGGCCUGGGGGUCUACAGCAUGAAGGUGACAGAGUGGACCCUGCAGGGAGUGCCCACGGUGCCUCCAGGGAAUGUGCAGGCUGAGGCCACCAACUCCACCACCAUCCGCUUCACCUGGAACCCGCCCAGCCCGCAGUUCAUCAACGGCAUCAACCAGGGCUACAAGCUCAUCGCGUGGGAGCCGGAGCACGAGGACGAGGCCACGGUGGUGACAGUGCGCCCCAACUUCCAGGACAGCGUCCACGUGGGCUAUGUGGCGGGGCUGCGCAAGUUCGCCGAGUACUUCACGUCGGUGCUGUGCUUCACCACGCCCGGGGACGGCCCGCGCAGCCCCCCGCAGCUGGUGCGCACCCACGAGGACGUGCCUGGCCCCGUGGGACACCUCAGCUUCAGUGACAUCCUGGACACAUCCCUGAAGGUCAGCUGGCAGGAGCCGCUGGAGAAGAACGGAAUCCUGACGGGCUACCGGAUCUCGUGGGAGGAGUACAACCGCACCAACACGCGGGUGACACAUUACCUGCCCAACGUCACCCUGGAGUACCGCGUCACCGGCCUCACCGCCCUCACCACCUACACCAUCGAGGUGGCCGCCAUGACCUCCAAGGGACAGGGACAGCUCUCCUCCUCCACCAUCUCCUCGGGGGUCCCCCCAGAGCUCCCCGGUGCCCCCACCAACCUGGGCAUCUCCAACAUCGGCCCCCGCUCCGUCACCAUCCAGUUCCGCCCGGGUUACGACGGCAAAACCUCCAUCUCCCGCUGGCAGGUGGAGGCACAGGUGGGCCAGAACGGCGAGGCUGGGCAGUGGGGGCUCGUGCACCAGCUGGCCAACGAGCCCGACACCCGCUCCAUGGAGGUGCCCAACCUGAAGCCCUACACCUACUACAGUUUCCGCAUGCGGCAGGUGAACAUCGUGGGCACCAGCCCCCCCAGCCUGCCCUCCCGGAGGAUCCAGACCCUCCAAGCCCCCCCGGACAUGGCCCCUGCCAAUGUCACCCUGAGGACGGCCAGCGAGACCAGCCUGUGGCUGCGCUGGAUGCCCCUCCUGGAGCAGGAGUACAACGGGAACCCCGACUCGGUGGGGUACAGGAUCCGGUACGCGCGGGCGGACGGGCGGGGGCAGCCGGCGCUGCAGGUGAUCCGUGACCGCGUGGAGCGGGAAUUCACCAUCGAGGACCUGGAGGAGUGGACCGAGUACCGGGUUCAGGUCCAGGCCUUCAACGCCAUCGGCUCCGGGCCCUGGAGCCCUGCGGUGCUGGGACGCACCCGGGAGUCAGUCCCCUCCUCUGGCCCCGGCAAUGUGUCAGCAGUGGCCACCUCCUCCAGCAGCCUGAUGGUCCGAUGGAGUGACAUUCCCGAGGCUGACUGCAACGGGCUCAUCCUGGGCUACAAGGUGCUGUACAAGGAGAAGGGCUCGGAGGCCCGUGCCCAGUUCUGGCUGGCGGAGGGCAAUGCCUCCCGCAGUGCCCAGCUCACCGGGCUGGCCAAGUACACCCUGUACGAGAUCCGGGUGCUGGCCUUCACCAGGAUCGGCGAUGGUGUCCCCAGCCGGCCUCCUGUCCUCGAGAGGACGCUGGAUGACGUGCCCGGGCCCCCCGUGGGGCUCCUCUUUCCCGAAGUGAGGACCACCCUGGUGCGGCUCAUCUGGCAGCCGCCGGCAGCUCCCAACGGCGUCAUCCUGGCCUACCAGGUCAGCCACCGCCUCAACACCUCGGCCGUGACCGCGGCCGCCGUGGAGGUGCUGGAAGCCAGCGCCCGGCAGUUCACGGCCACCGGCCUCCAGCCCGAGGCCACCUACCUGUUCCGUGUCACCGCGCAGACCCGCAAGGGCUGGGGCGAGGCGGCCGAAGCCCUGGUGGUCACCACCGAGAAGAGAGCCCGGCCGCAGCCCCCCGGGAAGCCGCUGGCGCAGCAGGAGGAGGUGCGGGCCCGGAGCGUGCUGCUGUCCUGGGAGCCGGGCAGCGACGGCCUCUCCCCCGUGCGCUACUACACCGUGCAGAGCCGGGAGCUGCCCGACGGCGAGUGGGCUCUGCACUCCGCCCCCGCCAGCCACAACGCCACCGCCUUCGUCGUGGACAGGCUGAAACCCUUCACCUCCUACAAGUUCCGUGUGAAGGCGACAAAUGACAUCGGGGACAGCGAGUACAGCGAGGAGUCGGAGUCGCUCACCACCCUGCAGGCGGCCCCUGAGGAGGCUCCCACCAUCCUCUCCAUCACUCCCCACACCACCACGUCGGUGCUCAUCCGCUGGCAGCCCCCGGCUGAGGACAAGAUCAACGGGAUCCUGCUGGGGUUCCGGCUGCGGUACCGGGAGCUGGUGUACGACAGCCUGCGGGGCUUUGCCCUGCGCCACCCCGGCGCCAGCUGGGCCGAGCUCACCCCCGUCUAUGCCGUGCACAACCUCAGCGAGGUGUCCCUCACCCAGUACGAGCUGGACAACCUGAGCAAGCACCGGCGCUACGAGAUCCGGAUGAGCGUCUACAACGCCGUGGGCGAGGGGCCCCCCAGCCCCCCCCAGGAGGUGUUCGUGGGGGAAGCGGUGCCCACCGGAGCGCCCCUGAACGUGGCCGUGCAGGCGGCCACCGCCACCCAGCUGGAUGUCACCUGGGAGCCGCCCCCCGUCGAGAGCCAGAACGGGGACAUUCAGGGCUACAAGAUCCACUUCUGGGAGGAGCAGCGGCAGAACGAGAGCGCGCGGGUCAAGACCCUUUUCCUGCCCGAGACCGGGGUGAAGCUGAAGAACCUGACGGGCUACACCUCGUACUGGGUCAGCGUGGCCGCCUUCAACGCGGCGGGGGACGGGCCCCGCAGCCCCCCGGUGCAGGCACGGACGCAGCAGGCAGCCCCCAGCGCCCCCGGCUCCAUCCGCUUCAGCGAGCUGACCACCACGUCCGUGAACGUGUCCUGGGAGCCGCCGCCGCUGCCCAACGGGGUCCUGGAGGGCUACAGGCUGGUCUACGAGCCCUGCACGCCUGUGGAUGGCGUGAGCAAGAUCGUUACGGUGGACGUGAAGGGGAGCAGCCCGCUGUGGAUGAAGGUCAAGGACCUGGCCGAGGGCGUCACGUACCGCUUCAGGAUCCGGGCCAAAACCUUCGCCUAUGGGCCGGACGUUGAGGCCAACAUCACCACGGGGCCCGGGGAAGGUGCCCCCGGUCCCCCCGGAGAGCCCUUCAUCUCCCGCUACGGCUCGGCCAUCACCAUCCACUGGUCCAGUGGGGACCCCGGCCAAGGGCCCAUCACCAGAUACGUCAUCGAGGCGCGGCCCUCAGAUGAGGGGCUCUGGGACAUCCUCAUCAAAGACAUCCCCAAGGAGGUGACCUCCUACACCUUCAGCAUGGACAUCCUCAAGCAGGGGGUCAGCUAUGACUUCCGUGUCAUUGCCGUGAACGACUACGGCUACGGGACCCCCAGCACGCCCUCCCCCUCCGUGUCAGCCCAGAAAACCAACCCGUUCUACGAGGAGUGGUGGUUCCUGGUGGUCAUUGCCCUGGUGGGGCUCAUCUUCAUCCUCCUCCUCGUUUUCGUGCUCAUCAUCCGCGGGCAGAGCAAGAAGUACUCCAAGAAGUCAGACUCGGGGAACAGCUCCAAGGCGGCUGGCCUGAGCCACGGGGAGAUGGUGAGCCUGGAUGAGGGCAGCUUCCCCGCCCUGGAGCUCAACAACCGCCGCCUCUCCGUCAAGAAUUCCUUCUGCCGGAAGAAUGGCAUCUACACCCGGUCCCCACCGCGGCCCAGCCCCGGCAGCCUGCACUACUCGGACGAGGACGUGACCAAAUACAACGACCUGAUCCCCGCCGAGAGCAGCAGCCUGACCGAGAAACCCUCCGAGGUCUCCGACUCCCAGGGCAGCGACAGCGAGUACGAGGUGGAGCCCGGGCACCAGAAGGCGCAUUCCUUUGUCAACCACUACAUCAGCGACCCCACCUACUACAACUCGUGGCGGCGGCAGCAGAAGGGCAUCUCCCGGGCAGGAGCCUACAGCUACACCGAGAGCGACUCUGGCGAGCCCGACCACACCCCCCUGUCCAACAGCACCUCCACGCAGCAGGGCAGCCUGUUCCGCCCCAAAGCCAGCAGGACUCCCACCCCCCAGACCCCUGGCAACGCCCCCAGCAGCCAGCCCGGGACCCUGUACCGCCCGCCCAGCAGCCUGGCCCCCGGCUCCAGAGCCCCCAUCGCUGGGUUUUCCUCUUUCGUUUGAUAUUUAAACAGAAGAGAAGCGACAGGAGAGGGGAGGGAAACGAAUAGGAAAUAAAAAAAAGAAAGAAAAAAAAAAAGAAGCAAAAGAAAAGCGUCAAGAAAUUAAGAGAAGAGGAAAAAGCAGUGACGAGGAGAAGAGGAGGAGGAAGGGGAGCAGCCCCGGGCUCCAGGGGUUUUUCUGCUUUCUCGGCAGCACUGCA